GCCCAGUCGGACGUCUGAGUGAGUAUUCGUGAAGAAUAUCCGCGCUGUUGGUGUAAAGUGGAUCUGUGUUCUCAUUCCUGCCGAUUUGCAUAUUGAAUAUUGUUUCGAGGAGUUACGCUAUAGAGAUAUGAGAGUAGUUUUGAGCGCAUUUUGCCCUGCUUACGAACCCGUACAGUUCUGAGCGAUUUCGCUCUUCGCCAAACGGUCAAUGGUCGAUGGUUGUGAUAGCUGUGAAUUAAAUUUGAAAGUUCAAACUGGCGGUAGGUAACCAUCGACUGCAAUGAGGCGCACGAGAUUUACCGCUGCUGACUGAACUAGUUUAAAGCUUACGAUGAAGUAAAUCACCCUGAAUAAGUGAAAAGUGCUCUAAUAAAGAGUAUAUAAUCAGCGAAACAAAACCGGUGAUCUUAAGACAUGGAAUGAAACAUCGAUAGUUAAAGAACAGUGAAUGAAACAAGUGGAAAAACGCGUCAAGAAGUUCAUAGAAAUAUUACAGAGUAGCAUAAUUGAAAGAAUGAUUGGUAUUAGAAGUAUAAUCACAGAAUAUUAGACCGAAAACCAAGUGAAAAGAGAAAAGUAAUCAACAACUUAAUUGCAACCAGUCACCACAGUCGGCAUGAGUGGUGUAAGAGGCUUUCUAGUGCUUUGUGAAUAUCAGUGUCAGUAACUUAAAAAAAACGGUUGUUUCGCACCAAUUGAUGUAAAUCAAUCGGCAAUCAAGUGUGCCAAAAUGAAGAUUACGUGGAUGAAAUAUUUGCUUGUGAUUGCGGUUUUCUUCGCACCAAUCAAAGCCCAAGAGGAUUCCUUGGCCGGCAGCUUUCUUUCAGGACUGCUAGAUUCAAUCACUAGCACAGAGGAUGCCAAAGGAUGCCCUGGCGUUUGUGUACACACUCUAGCCACACUAAUCUGCUACGAAGUGUUGGAAGAUAUUCCAUGUCCUUCUCCCAGCAUGAGAUGCUGUGUCGAAAGUCAAGCUGCAGCGGCGAACAUUUCCACGACGACAUCGCGGCCCAAGCCGACUACAACUCCGAAACCAACGACUACUACACCGAAACCAACGACAGAAGCAAAAAUAAAAGAUAAAGAUAAGGAUAGCAAAAAUAAUUCGACCUGUCCUGGAGUGUGUGUGGCAGAUAGAAUAGCUGAAUACUGCGAAGCCUACCUCACGACACCAGCUCUAUGCAAGAGCGGAACGAAGUGUUGUGUUUCAAGGGACAUAUAUCCAGAUAAGCCACCAGCGGACCUCUACGUCCCAACGGCUCAUUAUGACAGUAAAGUUAAUAAAACUACAACACCCAAGCCGUAUUCGAAAACGACGACGGAUAAAACAGGUUCACAAGAAGAACCUCCCAAAUCGAAAACGAAUCCACCGCCAAAACCUACAAAGCCAACACCUUCCAAACACAAACCAACUAUUUCGGGCUCACAGGGAACCGUCCAUAAAUCGUGUGAAGGAGAAUGCGUAAAUGGUCUGUUUGCUCUAUUCUGUGACGAUGUUGACAGUGAAGCAUUUUGUCCGAAUGAAGGAUCUUGUUGUGUCACCGGAACUGGUGAGGACAACAAGCAAGAGAUUAUUUCAACUACAAGACGGCCCGCCACUCCGCCUCCAUUACCAAGAUGUCCUGGCUUCUGCAUGCUGAACAUCAUGGCAGCGUUCUGUGAACGACCGUCGGUGUUAAUACAACAUACAUCAAACUGCAAACGUGGAUCAGUUUGUUGUGACAACACCAAAGUUCCGGUCACCAGAGCUCCACCUAAGCGUCCUGUACCGACAACAACAACAACCACUCAAGCUCCAACAACAACUGUAGCACCUGAUCCUAGAGAAGAAUGUCCUGGAACGUGCAUUGUUGGGCUAUUGAGUUUCACAUGCUUCCGCAAUGCUGAAAUGACCGAUUUAUUCAAAUGUAAAAAAUCAGGAACCCAAUGCUGUGCUCCAAAGUCGAGAAUUCAAGAGGCGCAAAUGGCAUUCGGUAAAAUAAGACCUAACGAGACUGGAAUCUAUCCUCCUCCACCGCAGACUAUGGUGCAGCCUUACCCACCGCCUCCACAUCCAGCCUCGAUUCCCCAACAACAGCCACCGCCACCCAGCUAUGGACCUCCGGUUCCCAAUAGCUAUCCAGGACCAAUAAGCAAUAACAUUUACGAGAUCCCACCAACGCAACAGCCAGUACAUCAACAUUCUCCACCCAUCUACGAGCCACCGAGUUCAACAACAUCCGUAAGGCCACAAGUAUACUCAAAGUACGUCUGUGGUGUAAAGGGUACCAGCCGUGGAGCCCGAUCAUUCCUUGAUCGAACAGCGAUGGAACAUUUUGGCAUCCAACAGAGUCGCCAAGGACGGCACAUCGAAAUGGAAAAUAUCUAUCGUUUAAAGAGCACGGAACGUUUAGUUCUUGGUCAUAGCAUCGUUCCAAUUCCUAUCAUUUACAGUGACCACAAUGAUACCGUUCCUGAGGAUUUGAGUCAUCAUCCCAGCAUAAGCAGGGUCAAUUCGACAACAAUCAAAUAUUGGAACAGCCAUCGACAGGCUCGGGUUGUGGGUGGCGAAGACGGCGACAACGGUGAAUGGUGCUGGCAAGUCGCCUUAAUCAACUCACUGAAUCAAUACCUGUGUGGUGCUGCGCUCAUUGGUACCCAGUGGGUCCUAACAGCUGCACAUUGUGUAACGAACAUCGUUCGAUCUGGUGAUGCAAUCUAUGUCCGCGUUGGUGAUUAUGAUCUGACGAGAAAAUUCGGAAGUCCGGGUGCUCAAACACUCAGGGUAGCAACGACCUACAUCCAUCACAAUCACAAUAGUCAAACUUUGGACAAUGAUAUUGCCCUGCUGAAACUGCAUGGGCAGGCUGAGCUGAGGGAUGGUGUAUGUCUAGUUUGUUUGCCGGCAAGAGGCGUGAAUCAUGCGGCCGGAAAGCGUUGCACGGUCACAGGGUACGGUUACAUGGGCGAAGCUGGACCAAUCCCCUUGCGAGUACGCGAAGCAGAAAUUCCAAUCGUAAGCGACGCUGAGUGCAUACGAAAGGUUAAUGCGGUCACGGAGAAGAUCUUCAUACUGCCAGCGUCGAGUUUUUGCGCCGGAGGAGAGGAAGGCAACGAUGCCUGCCAAGGUGACGGAGGCGGUCCGCUUGUCUGCCAGGACGAUGGGUUCUAUGAACUCGCCGGUCUAGUGUCCUGGGGAUUCGGUUGUGGUCGGGUUGAUGUACCGGGUGUCUACGUCAAAGUGUCUUCGUUCAUCGGUUGGAUCAAUCAGAUCAUCAGUGUAAAUAACUUAUGAUCUGCCAAACUGUCGAACCUUCAUUCCGUGAAGAAAGUCUUUGUACAUUCCUCUAGAUCAAUAUGUAAUUAGAUGAUAGAAUGUUCGCAAUAAGUUAAAUUAUUAUUAUUUAUAAAGACCUCACUCAUUUUAUCUAACCAUAAGAUUUCAUCUACACUCCACCCUACAAUUUAUUCUAGAAGUCAUCCUGUACACUUCACAAAAUUUCACAUAGCAAUUAUGAUAAUAAUUUAUAUAGUAGUUCGAACAAUCUAAAUAGGUGUUCAAGAAAAAAAAAUUCUCAAAAGCAUUUGAUGAAUGUUAUGCAAAAGAAAAAGAUGUACGAUGGAAUAUCAAAUCAAGGAUCAUUUAAGAGAUCGCUCAUGUUACAAUAAGGAAAAUAUAUCUCUAUAAUAUGGAAACUGUUCUUCAAUCAACCCGUGUCCUC
Messenger RNA from Malaya genurostris, 3701 nucleotides. It is a transcript of the gene mas, whose product is annotated as protein masquerade. NCBI's taxonomy places the organism in Eukaryota, Metazoa, Arthropoda, Insecta, Diptera, Culicidae. The coding region runs from base 731 to 3274 and encodes 847 amino acids. The record is from RefSeq and is a predicted model, not a curated record. Gene Ontology annotation, biological process: proteolysis. Gene Ontology annotation, molecular function: serine-type endopeptidase activity. The transcript has 7 exons.